CUGGAGUGCAGAGUGCAUAUGUAUGCGUACGAUGGGGUGCAUGACCGGUGCUGACAGCGCAACCAUCUACACCAGGUCGCCGUCGUACAAGAUACGCAGCACGGUGGAUCCUCAAGAACUGGGCAUGCAUGCGUACGGACAUUUUACGCAUGACGCAGGGGCAUGCGAUUGGACGGAUUAUUGAGUCCGUGUGUCGAUGCUUUGGUACCCAGACUAUUGACUCUCGUCAUAGAGCGUCCACAGACUUGGGCCAGCAGUCGUGCUAUGCACGGAAGAGCAAACAAGUUCUGGAUCAUUUCCUUCUGGUGGCGCAGCUGCCAUCAGAAGUUAGAAUGAGAGACGGGGCGGAACGGAACGUGACCGUGAGUGACAGGCACGGGCUUGCUAGCAGGGUGUGGACGACGUCGAUCGGUGCAGGUCGCUCUGCAGCUGCUAUGAACUUUGCCGCGAACAGACGUUGCCGACGUUCUGGAACUCUCCCCGGCCGUAUGGGUUCGGGACGCCGAAUGAAUGUGCCGAACUCACAUGUUGAUGCCAUUGGCGCAGGACAUCGUUACUGGUGUCAUGGAUGAGCAGGCGAUGUGACCUUCCUCAACGGCGAUUUUGCGCGCUUGUCGCUCUGAGACAUGGAUUGGGCAUCAUCCACGCCAUGACAGCAUAUUUGUGGCUUACGGAGAUAACUCGAAGGUGGUGUGGG
Messenger RNA from Macroventuria anomochaeta, 697 nucleotides. RefSeq lists its product as uncharacterized. The record is from RefSeq and is a predicted model, not a curated record. Lineage: Eukaryota; Fungi; Ascomycota; Dothideomycetes; Pleosporales; Didymellaceae. The transcript has a single exon. Bases 129 to 572 code for a protein of 147 amino acids.